AUGAACAAACUAACACUGUCCGGCAAAACAUAUCACUCGUAUUCUUACCUAAGUUUUCCCAUUCUAGAAUUCAAUUCCACCCUAACCGGAAGGAGUCACACACACUUUACCAUAUCUAAAUGUCCACAUGAAUACGCGCCUGCAUAUGACAUGGACAGAUUAUUGAGAAAUGUGGCGUCAAAAUGGCAUAUCACUGGACCACAAGAUUUGCGUGUACCACGGACGCGUUUCAUGACCACCAAUGCCUCAGAAACGUCGCUGGUGUCCUAUGGCGUCAACGGAAUUCCUAACUGGUUUUUUUAUGUGCUCGGUCGAGAUGUUGAAUUCAUCUCUAAACGAUGGGAUAAUGCACUUUUCACAUGGAGUCAUAGUGCACACGAGUAA
Messenger RNA from Opisthorchis viverrini, 384 nucleotides. RefSeq lists its product as hypothetical. The record is from RefSeq and is a predicted model, not a curated record. Bases 1 to 384 code for a protein of 127 amino acids. The transcript has 5 exons. Lineage: Eukaryota; Metazoa; Platyhelminthes; Trematoda; Opisthorchiida; Opisthorchiidae.